GCCAUCUCUAAUUCCCCCUCUUGUACCGGAAUGUCAAUCAAAUGAAAACAAAAAAAGCGGCGUGAGAAAACUGAAAAGAACGGGCAUCCAGUGCACAUUUCAGCUUAAUUUCGAUGCAUUGAACGGCGACGGCGCACCGGAACACAGGAGGCGCAGGAUUACGGAUACGGAAGCCAUGGAAACGGCCAGAAUGGAGACGGCGAUGGAGACACAUUUUAUGGCCAAAAUGGGGAAGUGGAUGACCCCUGAGGAGGAGGCGCGGCAAAAGUUCAUCAUGAGGGAGCGGGAUCGCGAGCGGAAACGGAUCAAACGCAUGAAUCCCGAGUACAGGCAGAUGGAACGAGAACGGGACCGGUUUCGCAAGCUGACGCCCAGGCCCAGUCUGAUGACCCCUGAGGAGGAGGCCCGCCACAAGUUCAUCAUGCGGGAGCGGGAUCGCGAGAGGAAGCGGAUUAAGCGUCUCAAUCCCGAGUACCGGCGAAUGGAACGCGAGCGCGAUCGAUUCCGCAAGAAGUUGACCCCCGAUGAGGAGCUGCGACUGAAAAUUAUCCAAAGGGAGCGGGAUCGAGAAAGGAAACGAAUCAAGCGAAUGAAUCCCGAGUACAGAAGGCUGGAGCAGGAACGUGACAGGGAUAGGAAGAAGGCUCGUAGGGCCAACGAGGCCUUCAGGCAGCUGGAAAAGCUAAGGGAUAAGAUCCGAAAGGAUCGAAAGAAGGGCUUGCUUGUCACGGAUCCGACGCAGCUGCCGCCGGAAUUCGCAGCCAUGAUACCGCCAGUGCCUGUGGUUAAGCCCGAAGUGGGUGUGUCACCAGUGCCGCCCCCAGGCCAGCAGCAACCCACGCCACAGCUGCAGCAACAGCAGCAGCAACAGUUGCAGCAACAUCAGCAGGUGCCACAGCAACAGCAGCAGCAUCAGCAGCCUCCGCCCACGCAUCUGCAAGAGCAGCAAUUGAGUCACCAGCUCGCGCAUCAGCGAAACCGAAUGAUGUCUAGCCAACUCACUCAACUGGCCACGCCCCCCGCCCAUGCCUCACACCUGCAGCAGCUGAAUAAGUUGCAGCAACUCUACCCGCCACGCAGCUUUGGCCACCCCGCUUUACCUAUCGCUGGAGUGACGCUGAUGCCGCAGCUUUGUCAUCCCAUCCUGCAUCAGAACCUCAGUGCUACUCUGUAUGCAGGUCCACCGAAUGGCAUCAAGCAAGAGUAUGGACAGGAUAUCUCCGCCUCGGCGAUGGCUGCCGCUCAGGCGGCGGCACUGGCCUCGCUGAGGAAUCCCCAACAGCAGCAGCAACAGGAUGAUUCAGAAAUGGUCAUUAGUCUCGAACCGGAGAUAGUUCUCCAGACAGGUCCCGAUGUAAAUCCCGCCCAGCCACCGCCGCAGCAGCAUCUUUUCAGCGCCCAUCAGCACCAGCAGCAGCAACAGCAGCAGCAGCAGCAACAUCAUCUGCAGCAGCAACAGCACUGCAACAUGUUCCAGCAUAUGGCCCCACAGGCGCACAUGCAACACAUGCGCUCACUGCCGCCUCCGCCGCCGCCCCCCUCGCUGACCUUGCCACCCCUGCCGCCCCCGCCACCUACAACUCACCAGCAACAACAGCAACCUGCGCCGCCACAGCAACUGCAACAUGCUCCGCAGUGAGCGAUUCUCGCCUGUAGUUUUAAGCUCAACCCUCUAGCCAGCUAAACGCAAAAGUUUGAGGGCACACACACCAGGAGUUGUGAUCGAAUUAGCUAUGUGAUUUACAAUUCCAUUUGCCUAAAUGUAUUACGUUGCCAUAAUUGCUCGAGUACAAAAUGGUAUUUGUAAUUACGAAUCUAAAAAGCAUUCAAGCAGAGAGCUAUGUGGUGCUGAAAAUGCAAUAGAAACUAUUCUCAUUAUACCCGUAACUCGUAGAGAAAAGGCUAUACUAGAUUUGUUGAAAAGUAUGCAACAGGCGUUUUCGACUAUACAAAGUAUAUAUAUUCCUGAUCAGGAUCAAUUGCCGAGUUGAUUUGGCCAUGUCCGUCUGUCAUUAUGAACGUCGAGAUAUCAGGAACUAUAAAAGCUUGACGGUUGAGAUUAAGCGUGCAAUUCUUACGAACUUUUUUGGAUAUUUUUUCAUAAUUCUGUUAGAAUGUAAAUUUCUCUCGAUUUGCCAAAAAACUUAUUGCCUGCAUAAUGUAAAUAAUUUAAAAAUGUUUCUUGUUUCAUUCCCCAAUAUCUAUCGAUAUCCCAGAAUAAUGAUUAUAUUUCGCGUUCGCAUUCACAUUAGCUGAGUAACGGGUAUCUGAAAGUCGAGAAACCCGACUAUAGCAUCCUCUCUUGUUUUUGUCAAGAAAUUCAUACUUCCAAAGUGAAACUUGUUAGGUUAUUUUUUAGUGUAGAAAGAAAAAUAUUUUCCUCAAAAGAAUUCAGUUUUAUCAGUAGGACACAGCAAAUCUACCCUACUUUUUGUUCAAAUUAUAUGCAAAUUGCCAUUUUAAAUCAUAUUUACAUUGUCGUCAAAAAUAAUUUAUUUUGUAUCUUUGGAAUAAAAACACAUUGUGAUAAAAUGCACUUUGAGCUUUAGAGCAGGUGCCAAAACUUAAAA
Drosophila mauritiana is the source of this 2570-nucleotide messenger RNA. Its product is annotated as putative mediator of RNA polymerase II transcription subunit 12. NCBI's taxonomy places the organism in Eukaryota, Metazoa, Arthropoda, Insecta, Diptera, Drosophilidae. The transcript has 4 exons. Bases 176 to 1639 code for a protein of 487 amino acids. The record is from RefSeq and is a predicted model, not a curated record.